AUGGCACUCGCUUUCUUCAGCUCAGCGCAGCAGAGACGUCGGCGAAGAUGGCCGGACCGCUAUGCCGCUGCAAUACGGGGCCAGGAAGACUUGUACGCUCGCUGCCCACUCGUGCGGCAAACCGUGGACGAGGCGCCCGGGUUGCUGUCGGACCUGGAUUCAGCGCUCAUUCGCAGGGCUCCUCUCUGCAGCUUUCUCGUGCUGCGACGGGGGAGGUGGAAGAGGCAACCCAGGCCUGGGCCAGGGAAGUACGAGCUGAUCCUGGAUGCUGGAGAGCUGGUCGCCAACGGAUUUGUCAUGCAGCUGUCCGCAUAUCGCUGGGAUGCGCUUGGCUGCGUCGAGGCCCUGCUGCGACUUCUUGGCAGCACUCUCGCGUCCCUUUGUGCCAGCGGCAGCAUGGCCGCCAUGGUGUCGGCGGAGCCAAUCGACUACUUGGUCAACUUUUUCCGGGCGUUUGAAGUGGACGUUCGCCUCCUUGGCAGUACGUCACGUCCGGUGAUCAUCGCGACGGCCAAAGAAGCCAUCACGACACAGCAGAUUGAGUCGGUUGUGCGACGUGAGGUAGCCGAGGAGAGAUCACACGGCCGUUAUGCCAGCAUCCUUCGGGCUGCCCUUGCAGGGGAGCGCCCUCUGCGCCUGCUGGAUGUUGGCGGUGGGGAUGGGCACAUGGCGGAGUGGUGGUCGGAUAUGGGCUGCGAUGUGCAUCUCCUUGAGGUUGAUGCCGAUUGUGCAGUAGCCGCCACCGCACGACUCGGCCAGGAGCGUGUGGCGCUCCACGACGGUGUGUCUGCUUGGCCCUAUCCAGAGAGUUCUUUCGAUGUUUGCCUUCUGCUUUUCGUGCUGCACCACAUCGGUGAGGAAAAAGCACUGGAACAUACUCUUGCAGAAGCCGCCCGGGUGAGUCGUCGAGCAUCUUGGGAGGUUUAG
Molecule: messenger RNA, 927 nt
Organism: Symbiodinium sp. CCMP2592
Lineage: Eukaryota; Dinophyceae; Suessiales; Symbiodiniaceae
Source: the annotation of a GenBank genome assembly